AAAGAGAUAAAAUAUUUCACUCCUAUAUAUGGUGGAAGCAUUGCCGAUAGAUUGCAAACGUUAAACAUAUUUUUGAAUACUCCCACUGGCAACGUGUCAGUUCAUAACCGAUCUUCAUACCGUACGCACUAUAAUUUAUUUAGUUUGAAAUGGCAACCAAAUGGGUUUGGACGAGUGCUCACGGGCCUUAUCCGCCAAACAUGGUAUCCGGUGGACAGGACAGUGACGGUACAUCGAUUUACGUUGGCCGGGCAAACCACGCUGGAGAUCUGCUACCGGCCAAAGUGAUUCCUGACAAGAAUGCCGCUUACAUUGCGUACGGUGGCGAAGAGGUGCUUGUCGACAGCUUCGAGGUUCUCUGCCAAAAAGAGCUGCUCUGGGAUAGCGCCGCGGGAGGAAACAUCCCACCGGAUGCAGUCGUCGGUGGUAGCACUACCGACGGGGAAGUAUUGUACAUCGGUCGCGCCUAUCAUGAAGGAUCUCAAACCAUUGGAAAAGUGCAACGAUCGCACGGAUGCUGCUAUAUUCCAUAUGGUGGUGCUGAGGUGGCACUGCCGAAUUAUGAAGUGCUCUGUGAGCGGUAAAAUGGAAUGUGUAUGAAAUGUGUAACGCUGUUUGGUUUGAUGAAUAAAUUUUAUAAGUUUGUUUAGUGA
This is a messenger RNA of Armigeres subalbatus, 653 nucleotides long. RefSeq lists its product as uncharacterized. NCBI's taxonomy places the organism in Eukaryota, Metazoa, Arthropoda, Insecta, Diptera, Culicidae. The transcript has 2 exons. The record is from RefSeq and is a predicted model, not a curated record. The coding region runs from base 150 to 584 and encodes 144 amino acids.